Molecule: messenger RNA, 855 nt
Organism: Triticum dicoccoides
Lineage: Eukaryota; Viridiplantae; Streptophyta; Magnoliopsida; Poales; Poaceae
Product: ice-structuring glycoprotein-like
Exons: 2
Coding region: 28-855 (275 amino acids)
Source: RefSeq, a predicted model, not a curated record
UGUUCAUGAUUUAUUCAAAAAAAAAAGAUGUACCUGGCAGCUUACAGUCCCAUUAUAUAUCCUGUACCUGGACCUGAUAUGUGGCCAAGGACAGACAGUAUGGACAUUGAGGCUCCAGUUUUCAAAGAACACAAGGGAAGGGCACAGACUAAGAGGAGAAAGGGCCAAUAUGAGAAGCCAGCUCCCAAAGACACCUCAAGAAUGGCCUCAAUUACCUGCUCUAAUUGCAAAAAGGUUGGCCAUAGAUACACCAACUGUAAUGUUGCUUUGAAUCCAUCACUGGCAAUGAGAAAGAAUAGGCAUGAGCCAAGCAGCAGCUCCUAUGAACUUGAUGCAGCCACACCAGCAAGGAGGGCCUCUUCUGCUGCUGGUGCUACUACUACUGCACCAUCACCAGCAAGGAGGGCCUCUUCUGCUGCUGGUGCUGCUGCCACUGCACCAUCACCAGCAAGGAGGGCCUCUUCUGCUGCUGGUGCUGCUGCUACUACACCAUCACCAGCACAGAGGGCAUCUUCUUCUUCUGCUACAGCACCUGGACCAGCAAAGAAGAGGGCCUCUUCUGCUUCUACAACAACACCUGGACCACCAAAGAAGAGGGCAUCUUCUACUUCUGCAACAACACCUGGACCACCAAAGAAGAGGGCCACUUCUGCUGCACCAGCACAGAGGACAACUGCUGGUAGUUCAUCAUCUGAUGCAAAGGGUAAAACAGCAGUAACUAGAUCUUCAGCUGCUGCAAAGGGAGCAAGGGCAUCUUUCUUGCCUCCAAGGCCAACUGGUGUUUGCCAAAGAAUCAGGAAGCCCACCCAGAAAAUUAGAGAUUACUUGACUGCUUCAGGUGCUCCAUGGGAAUGA